AUGGAUGUUGAGACUGCCACAGCGAAAGAUGCGAUAUAUCCGGAUUGUGCGGGCACAACAACUUAUGCUCAUGACACUUCAAAUCUUUCACGUUAUGAUCUCGUUUCAUUCUCUACAGAAAUCUUCAUAGUAAAUCGCCGAGCUCCUGUCUGGCAAUGUAAAAGGAACAUCGUAUCUUAUGACGAACCUGAAAUUGUGAUUCCAAAUCAUACUGGUCGAAAUAUCGAUUUGGACUUUAAAUGGAAGC
Messenger RNA from Paraglomus brasilianum, 247 nucleotides. NCBI's taxonomy places the organism in Eukaryota, Fungi, Glomeromycota, Glomeromycetes, Paraglomerales, Paraglomeraceae. The record is from the annotation of a GenBank genome assembly.